AUGAGCGUGAGAGUGCAGAAACAACAAAAAUGUAUCAACUGUGGUCAUACACAGUUUGACGUGAAUAGAUACACGGCAGCUGGUGAUGUGUCAUGUCUCCGAUGCGGUACAGUUCUUGAAGAAAAUCCGAUUGUGUCCGAGGUCCAGUUUGGUGAAUCCUCUAGUGGUGCUGCCAUGGUUCAGGGUGCCAUGGUUGGCGCGGAUCAGGCUAGAGCAACUUUUGCCGGUGGAAGACAAAAUGCCAUGGAGAGUAGAGAACAAACGAUAACCAAUGGGAAACGAAAGAUUAGAAGAAUAGCUGCUGCUUUGAAAAUACCAGAUUUUAUUGCCGAAGCCGCUGGAGAGUGGUUCAAACUAGCGUUGACUAUGAACUUUGUGCAAGGAAGACGGUCGAAUAAUGUGUUGGCUACUUGUCUUUACGUAGCGUGCCGUAAGGAAAAAACGCCACACAUGUUGAUUGAUUUCAGUUCAAGAUUACAAAUAUCGGUCUACUCUUUGGGUGCCACUUUUUUGAAAAUGGUCAAGGCACUUCACAUAACAUCGUUGCCAUUGGCGGAUCCUUCUUUAUUCAUACAACACUUUGUCGAGAAAUUGGAUUUCAAAGACAAGGCAACGAAAGUUGCCAGAGAUGCAACAAGGCUAGCGCAGAGAAUGUCUGCUGAUUGGAUUCACGAAGGAAGGCGACCGGCAGGUGUUGCAGGUGCGUGUGUUUUGCUUGCUGCGAGAAUGAACAAUUUUAGAAGAAGUCAUGCUGAAAUUGUGGCCAUCUCUCACGUUGGACAGGAAACAUUGCAAAGAAGGUUGAAUGAGUUUAAAAAGACCAAAGCGGCUCAGUUGUCAGUGCAGAGGUUCCGUAAUGACGAAGAGGUGGAAAGUGCCAACCCACCUUCCUUUGAAAAGAAUCGAAGGAAUGAAUUGAGAAUAGCCCGUACUUUGCAGAGACAACAACAGGAGACUUUUAGCGAUUUGGAUAGCAUGACGGAGGAUGAGAAAAUCCAGUACCUUGGCGAUCUUUCCAAAGACGAACAACAGAAGCAAAUAUUAAUGAAUACGAUAAUGAGUGACAUCACCAUCAACAAGGACUUGAUAAAUGACCAAAUUGAAAGGAUUUUAAAAUCCAAACGUAACAAAAUGGAGCAGUCACUAUACAAGACUCCGCACGAAUUAGCUAAAGAGAAAAUAGAGGAGGAUGAUUUGGACAAGAUCUGGAACUUGAAUUGGCCGAAAAACUUGGUUAAAAACUUGCCCACCACUGAAGAUGUACUUAAACUAGUAUCUUCUGAAGCGGAAUUGAAUUCAGACGACGAUGAUGCCGUGGUGGAAGAGAGCCAAAUGACGCCGGAAGAAGUUGCUAUGAAGGAGCGAAUUUGGACGGGACUCAACCAUGACUACAUGGUGGAACAGGAACGCAAAAGAUUGAAGCAAGAGGCUGAUGAGAUGACCGGAAACACGUCUGCUAAUACAGCUGCUAGUCGCCGCAAAAGACAAAGAUCCUCAGUACCGCCAGAAAUCCAGAAAGAAAUUGGUGAUAUUGUUUUGGAUGAAGAUGGAACUCCCAAAAGUGCCGGCGAUAGUGCUAAAAUGUAUUUUUCAAAAACAUCGGUAUCAAGAAAGAUCAACUACGAGUCAUUGCAAGGUUUAUUUGGGGAAAAGUUUUAA
Messenger RNA from Lodderomyces theae, 1659 nucleotides. It is a transcript of the gene BRF1, whose product is annotated as transcription factor TFIIIB subunit. Bases 1 to 1659 code for a protein of 552 amino acids. Gene Ontology annotation, molecular function: RNA polymerase III general transcription initiation factor activity; TBP-class protein binding; RNA polymerase III type 3 promoter sequence-specific DNA binding. Gene Ontology annotation, biological process: transcription by RNA polymerase III; DNA-templated transcription initiation; transcription preinitiation complex assembly. The transcript has a single exon. Gene Ontology annotation, cellular component: nucleus; transcription factor TFIIIB complex; transcription preinitiation complex. The record is from RefSeq and is a predicted model, not a curated record. NCBI's taxonomy places the organism in Eukaryota, Fungi, Ascomycota, Pichiomycetes, Serinales, Debaryomycetaceae.